AUGGCCAGCCAUUACUACUCCUAUGGACAAAAUCACGAGGAGCUGAGGAUUGUGAUGGUGGGGAAGACUGGAGUUGGAAAGAGUGCCUCUGGAAACACCAUCCUGGGAAGACGAUGCUUUGAAUCAAAGUUCAGUGCUAAGUCUAUGACUGUAGACUGUUCUAAGGGCAGAGGUGAGGUGUUUGGACAACAGAUUGCUGUUAUUGACACCCCAGGCUUGUUUGACACCAGGUUUGGCAUGGAUAGAACAACUAAAGAUGUGACCCAGUGCAUCACUUAUGCUGCUCCUGGACCCCAUGUCUUCCUGGUGGUCAUCAGACUGGGAAGAUACACUGAAGAAGAAAUGAAGACGGUGCAGAAGAUUCAAGAAAUCUUUGGUCAGGCUGCAGACAGAUACAGCAUGGUGCUCUUUACUGGUGGUGAUCUUCUUGUAGAUACCACUAUUGAAGAGUUCUUGGGUGAAAGUUCAGACCUGCAAGAACUUGUAGCCAGAUGUAAUGGCCAAUAUCAUGUCUUCAAUAAUCAGCUGAAAGAUGGAGCUCAGGUCACUGAGCUGCUCCAGAAGAUCAGAAACAUAGUCCAGAAGAACGGAGGAAACCACUACACCAACCAGAUGUUCCAAGACGCUGAGAGGAAAAUCAAGGAGGAGAAACAACGCAUCCUCAGAGAGAAAGAAAAACAAAUACGCAGAGAACAAAAAGAACAGGAGAGAAAAUUACAGGAAAAAUAUGAGAAACAGAUGGAGAGAAUGCAUGCCCGACUCCAGGCUGAGAGAGAGAGGGAGAUGAGAGAGAGAGAGGAGGAAAGGAGGAGGGAAAGGGAGGAGAGGGAGAGGGAGAGGGAAAGAGAGAGGCAGGAAAGAGAAGCCGCAAGGGAGAGAGAGAGAGAGGAGAGAGAGAGAGAAAUUGCAAAUAUGCAGAGACAUUUAGAGGAAGAACGUGAAAGAGAACUGGAAGAGGAAAGAGAAAGACUGAGAAGGCAAAGACAGCCGCAGGACGACGAUGAUGAUUGUACAAUUCUCUGA
Molecule: messenger RNA, 1023 nt
Organism: Scomber japonicus (chub mackerel)
Lineage: Eukaryota; Metazoa; Chordata; Actinopteri; Scombriformes; Scombridae
Product: GTPase IMAP family member 9-like
Exons: 2
Coding region: 1-1023 (340 amino acids)
Molecular function (GO): GTP binding
Source: RefSeq, a predicted model, not a curated record